AUGUCUUCCUACACCUACAUCGCUCGCGCCACAUUCAAGACCCCCUUCGGCCGACGCAUGGUUCCGGAGUCCAAGGACGGAGUCGUCCGAGACUAUAAUCUCUGGGAGGAUUGCGACGAGCAGGCUCGCGCAUCCAGGCAAGCGUUCAUCGCCCAUCGUCUCCGUCGUACCUCCCUCGCUGCUUCUUCAUCCCCCAGAUCUGGCGCGUCCGACGCGUCCGACGCCGACCCUGCCGACACAGUGACCGAGAGGGCCUCCCACGGGCAGAGUGGCUCUCUGGCCCGCGGCGUGGACCGCCCUCGAGGUGACGGGGUGCACGACGGUGCGGAGCUCGCUCGCCUGGCGGCCGCUAGGCUGGCGGUCGCCAGGCUGAGCCUGUACCCUCCGUCGCCGCUCCCCAUCGAGUGCCCGGUGAGUAUGGCCUUCGCGGCUGAAGAGGCCGUCCGGGAGCAGCGCAAGGCGGCCGAAGAGGCGGACCGGAAGCAGCGCGCGGCAGUGGAAGAGGCGGACCGGAUGAGGCGCAAGGCGGCGGAAGAUGCGAUGGAUCAGGAGGAAGAGGACGAGGUGUGCGCGAUGCUGGCGGACCUCUCGCUCGAGCGCGACGAAGAAGAGGAACUCGCUGGUGCUGCCGCCGCAGAGGUACCGGUGCUGGGCACGGCGGCGACGACGGUCGUGGACGUCGCUCCGCCGCCCCACGCGCGCGCGUGCAAGGUGUCGCGGACUCCCAUGCAUCUCCAGCGGCUGUCCGACCAGCGACAGGCCCACGUCCGGCGCGUGGUGCUUGCCCUCCUGCAGCCCGAAGAGCAGACGAGGCGUGCGGCGGAGGUGGAGGCAGCGGCCCUGGUCGGGCUCUCGAGCAAAGGGCAGGCGCGGCCGGGUGUGCAGGUGCGGGUGGCUUCCGUCCCUGUGCGCAAGGUCGUGUCUAUCUCUGCGCGUCGGGGCCAGGCCGGUGUCGGGCGGGUGUGA
This is a messenger RNA of Epithele typhae, 966 nucleotides long. RefSeq lists its product as uncharacterized. Bases 1 to 966 code for a protein of 321 amino acids. The record is from RefSeq and is a predicted model, not a curated record. Lineage: Eukaryota; Fungi; Basidiomycota; Agaricomycetes; Polyporales; Epitheliaceae. The transcript has a single exon.